UAGUCGCCGCUUCCAAAACCAGGGGUCACGAUGGCUGGCGACGUCGUCUGCUCGGCCGAGGUCCGGUACCGAGAGCAGCACACGGACAAGAGCCGCAACUCGGAAGGAGCAUGCGAGCUCGUGCUCACGCCCAUGGGCCUGUCCCUGCGCUCGGGCGCCAAGCAGCUGCGUGCGAUCCUGCUCCAGGACAUUCAGGACCUCCAAGUGAACGCAGCGUCGGCGGCGCGGGUCCGGUACAUGAUGCGACUGCGGCUGCGCCAGUCGCCGCCCAUCACGUACGUCUUUGAGUUCAGCGGCGACGACGAUCUGCAGCUCUUCAAGACGCAGCUCGGCCAGCGCCUCGUGCAGUCGUCGGCGACGCCUGCCUCCAAGCAAGAAGUCAUGUCGGAGACGGAGCGCAAGCAGCGCGCAGCGCUCCUCGCCGCGCACCCCAACACGCUCAAGCGGCAGCACACGGACAUGGUCACGGGCGGCCUUAUCUCGGAGAGCGAUUUCUGGAACCUGACGUGUCGGAAGCAGCUGCUCAUGGCCGAGGCCGAGAAGCGGCAGAAGACCGGCAAGACGUCCGAGAUCCUCACGGACGUCCAGGGCCAGAACCAGAGCGGCGAGCAAGCCGUCAAGUACAACUUGAACCCGGAGAUCAUCCACCAGAUCUUCGUCCAGUACCCUGUCGUGUACAUGGCGUACCAAGAGCAAGUGCCCGACAAGAUGGACGGCGUCGAGUUCUGGACCAUGUUUGUCAAGAGCAAGUACGCGCACCGCGACCGGCUCAAGCACCAGCAGAGCGGCGUCGAGGACUUGUUUACGAUCUACGAGGAAAAGUGGCAGAAGGCGCAGACCACGCCGGCCGUCCAAGGCCUCGUGGACCCGCUUAUAGACCUCACGGCAACGGCGCAAGACAAUAUUGUCAAUACGACGAUCGCGCCGCCGGAGAUUACCGACACGAACAUUGCCAAGUUCAACCGCCACGCUGCCGACGUCCUCAACGCCGCUGCGGCCCUCCAGCCCAAGAAGAAGAAACCCAUGGCGGCCAAGAAGGCUGUGCUCGCCGAGGCCAUUGUGAUCGACGACCUCCAGGCGCCGGCCCCGGCGCCGCACAUUCCAUUGAGUCUCGACAACACGGCGCGAUACUUCGAACAUGACGAACACUCGCUCGUGCACCGGUCGUUCAUGCAGCAACUCGAGCCGGCCCAGCGCGCGUUCGAGCGCAUGCUGAGCGCGCAGCCCAACUUGACGGCCGCGUUCCCCAAAGGCCCGGUGGCAAACAUCACGGCCGAGAUCCUUGCCGAGAGCUCGCAGAGUGCAUCGAGCGAGACCGUGGCCAACCCGCGCUCCGAGCAACACGCUCGGUUCAUUCCCAAUGACUUUAAGACGUUGUUGACCAACCUUUUCCACGAUGUGAAUGAGCUCCUGCGCCACUACCUGAGCUUCAAAGAGAAGGUCGCCUCGGACGGGUCCCCCGAAGCGCGGCUCAAGCUCGAGCGCAUCAAGGCCAAGAUGGGCGAAAAGUGGGAACACGUCGAUCGCAUGCGUCUCAAGCUGCCGCCCGCCGAACGCACGUCGCUCGGCCCGCUUUUGCUGCCGCUGAGCGACCAGCUCAACAUUCCGUUCUUGGACGAUUAACUUGUCCUCUUGAAAGAAGCACGUUUGAAGGACC
Molecule: messenger RNA, 1657 nt
Organism: Saprolegnia parasitica CBS 223.65
Lineage: Eukaryota; Oomycota; Saprolegniomycetes; Saprolegniales; Saprolegniaceae
Exons: 5
Coding region: 31-1623 (530 amino acids)
Biological process (GO): nucleotide-excision repair; transcription by RNA polymerase II; transcription by RNA polymerase I
Cellular component (GO): transcription factor TFIIH holo complex; transcription factor TFIIH core complex
Source: RefSeq, a predicted model, not a curated record